Amphimedon queenslandica is the source of this 1483-nucleotide messenger RNA. RefSeq names its product WD repeat-containing protein 55-like. The transcript has 11 exons. NCBI's taxonomy places the organism in Eukaryota, Metazoa, Porifera, Demospongiae, Haplosclerida, Niphatidae. Gene Ontology annotation, molecular function: protein binding. The coding region runs from base 288 to 1400 and encodes 370 amino acids. The record is from RefSeq and is a predicted model, not a curated record.
UCUCCAUUUCUCACUCAGGCCUGAGAGCAGUGAGUUGUGAUGGCCAUAAAAUUAAAGAAGAUGUACCGAGGCUACUGGUAAGUCCCAGCCCUUGGGAACAGCAGGCAAAAAUUGGGCUCUUGACUGUCGCUCUGUAAUUAUUGGUAUAAAAAGUGAAUAAGGAAGGUCCAGGAGCCUCUCUCACGUUCUCUCCUUUUGAAAAUUGUCCGGUUAUUUUUGAAAGUUUUGACAGUCUAAGUAAACAGGUGCUAGUGCAGCAGCUGCUCUCUCAUUCAUAACUGAAUACAAUGAGUCAAGGUGGGGCUGCUCCUCCUUGUCCUCAUAUCAGCUUCCAUGAUGAGAAUCUCUUAGCUAUUGAUUCUCAUCCUCUUUCUCCUCUCCUGGCUUGUGGGACCAUGGAUGGACAAGUAUUAAUUUAUUCUACUAAAGACUACGUCCAACAAACACAAGAUCUCAGAAUUUCUAGUGAUUCCUGUCGCUCCCUUAGGUUUUCGAAAUCCGGCAAGACUUUAUACUGUGGUUUAAAGGAUAAAAGUAUUCAAUACAUUGAUGUUAAUUCAUUCAAAGUUUCAUUCACUAUACCUAAUGCACAUCACUCAUCUCUGAACAGUUUGCAUGUUAUAUCAGAGAGAUUGGUUGCCACUGGUGAUGAUGAAGGUUGUGUAAAGGUUUGGGAUGCAAGACUUAGAAAGGAAGUUUUCUCAGUGACCGAAAACACUGACUUCAUUUCAGACAUGGCCAGUAGCAUUGAGAAGCAGACACUUUUAUGCACUAGCGGUGAUGGAAGCUUAUCGGCAGUCGAUUUGAGGCAGAGGAAACUAGAGCAGAGAUCAGAUUGCUCUGAGAGUGAGCUGCUGUGCAUAACAUUGGUCAAAGGCGGGGCAAAGAUUGUUACCGGAGACGCCGAAGGGGUUCUGGGAAUAUUCACGUGGGGUCUGUGGGGUGACGUGAUUGAUAGAUAUCCAUUGACCCUUCGUUCACAGUCCAUUGACUCCUCUAUACAAAUAAGUGACAGUGUUGUCUGUGCUGGUGGUCUAGAUGGAAUAAUAAGGGUAGUACAGAUCUUACCAAACAAGACUAUAUGUGAAUUGGGGCGGCAUCAUGGAUCAGAGUGCAGUUAUCCUGUUGAAGAGCUUAGACUCUCUCACGAUAAGACUCAUUUACUAAGUUCUUCGUACGAUCAAGUGAACUCCUGGCCUAUUGGUGACCUACCUAAGGUAUGGAUUGGAGGAGGAAGAAGAGAGAAAGAGGAACAGGAGGAGGAAGAAGAAGAGGAACAGGAGGAUGUUAAAGAGAGGAGAAGAGGUGGAAAGAAGAGCAGGAGAAAAAGACGUAGGAAGGAGCUGCUGGCUGGGUCUCAACCGCCAAAAAAGAGAGACACGUUUUUUGAUGAUCUCUAAUGUUAUGAUAACAAAUUGUAUUAUAAUUAUUAAUAUUAAUAUUAUUAUUAUUAUUGAAUCACUUUCACAGAUCAUUCAAAAAC